AUGGAAGCGUGCAGCAGCACCACAUCAAACCAGAAAAUUAAGCCAAAAAGCAGGAAACCUGAUGGACCCCGUACUCCCAGAAGCGAAUUUGAAAUGAUUAAUGAGAAAAUCAGAUGCAUUCACACUCCUCUUAUAGAUUUGAAACAAAUUCGACCCGAGGAAAAAUUUUUGGGUAGAUUCAGAUUGUAUGUUGGAAACAUCGCCAGUUCUGUAACUAAAGAGGAUUUAGAGGGCCUAUUUAAAGUGUUUGGGGAAGUUAACGAUACCUUCAUCCAACAGAAUAAAAACUUUGCCUUCAUAAGGAUGGAUUACUAUCACAAUGCCCUCAAAGCUAAGCAACAACUAAACGGCAGUGUUCUGAAGGAGCGUAAAAUUUACAUAACUUUCUCUCCUCAGGCCAGCAUUCUCGUAAAGCAUUUAUCUCCUUCGGUUAGUAACGAGUUGUUACAUAUCGCUUUUAGUGUAUUCGGGGAGGUAGAAUACUGUUUCAUUAUUACUGAUAAGCGUGGGAAAUCAACAGGAGAGGGCGUAGUGGAUUUUGUGAAGAAAGGUUCUGCUACGGCUGCCAAGAAAUAUUGUACCGAACACAUGUUCUUCAUCACGUCUUCUUUGAAACCUGUUACUGUUGAAGAUUAUGUACCCCCGCCCGAUAUGGAUGGAAUGCCAGAAGAAAUGGUUCGGAAGUCUCACUCCUUAUACGAAGAAAGAGAAAUGGGGCCCAGAUUUGCUAUUCCUGGGUCCUUCGAGUACGAAUAUGCUCAGCGUUACAAAGAUCUGUGGCAAAGCUACAAUAUAAAACUAAAUAUGCUUAAAGCAGAACAGGAAUCGGAAGAGCGUAAAUUGGAGAUAGAUUCGAUGCGGGCAAGGUACGAUCACGAGACUGAGAGAUUGAAGAAUAUGAUAAGGCAGCGUGAGCUGGAGAAAGAAAGAUACUGUCAGAAGCUGGAGGAACAAGCUAGGCAGUCACAGAGGGUGGAAAGUCUUUUGCUGGAGGACGCCUCAAAAAUUGAGUUCAAACCACCCGAUAAUCUUUUCAUGCAGGCAUCGCAGUUGAACGAUAUGUUGGACUCUGAGGAACGGGAAAUGCAGGAGCAGCAAUGGAGAAUGGCAGAAUUUAGAAGUGACUACGAUAUGGGCAGCUACCAAGAACGCUAUUAUGAACAUAACAGUAGUAGGCGAAAAAUACCAGAAGUCAUCGUUCACUGCCAAAAAAGAUCCAGAUUUAACAAAUAA
Molecule: messenger RNA, 1233 nt
Organism: Anoplophora glabripennis (Asian longhorned beetle)
Lineage: Eukaryota; Metazoa; Arthropoda; Insecta; Coleoptera; Cerambycidae
Product: hrp65 protein-like
Exons: 3
Coding region: 1-1233 (410 amino acids)
Biological process (GO): regulation of DNA-templated transcription
Cellular component (GO): nucleus
Molecular function (GO): RNA binding
Source: RefSeq, a predicted model, not a curated record